Molecule: messenger RNA, 1677 nt
Organism: Dendronephthya gigantea
Lineage: Eukaryota; Metazoa; Cnidaria; Anthozoa; Malacalcyonacea; Nephtheidae
Product: zinc finger protein aebp2-like
Exons: 5
Coding region: 2-1117 (371 amino acids)
Biological process (GO): regulation of transcription by RNA polymerase II
Cellular component (GO): ESC/E(Z) complex
Source: RefSeq, a predicted model, not a curated record
UAUGGCGGCUGAGAAUAAUGUAGUUGAUAGUAUAGUAGAAAAUAGGGAAAAGAAUUUCUAUGUUGGCGUUAAAAUGAAAGGAAAGCAUAAGAAUGGAGUUAUACUAGACAAUAAUAGUACAAUCUCCACCUGCUUUCGUGAAAAGGACCAACAAAAUGGGCAUGAAAUGCUAUCAACUAAAUUGAAUGGAUUUUACAGUCACAUAAACUCAGGAAAAGCUAGUCCCAUUCGUGAAGGCAUAAGGGCAUCGUCUUUACGUGCAUCACCAGUUAGAAAUAAAAGCAUGACCGUACCGAAUUUAGAUAGUUCAAAAAACGAAAUGAAAGGCGAAAAUAGGUUACAACAUGAUGGCAAAAAAUCCGAAGGUUUUUCAUGUAAAUGGAUGGAUUGUGAUUUCACUGCUUGCGAGGUGCUUGAGCUUGCUAGUCACGCUCAGGAGAACCAUGUUGACCCAAUGAAGUCAUGUGACGUAUUUGUCUGCCUAUGGCAGGACUGUAAAGUUUUCAACCGACCAAGUUGUUCAAUGAGCUGGCUCACGAAACACUUAGAAUCACACAUUGGGGUGAAACCAUUCAAAUGUAUCUUUGAAGGGUGCUCCAUGUCGUUUUCAACACAAACCGGUCUUGCUCGGCAUGUUCCGUGCCAUUUCCAGGAUAAUGCACGUCAGUCAAAGAGGAAUGUAAAUAACAAUGUCGGAAAGGAUGAUUCGCCAAGUAAAAAACAAUUGAGACGGAAACGCUUAAAAUACAUACGAUACAAAAAACCUGGCACGCAUGGAAAAGUUGAAGAUUUUGUUGACCAACACACAGUGGACAGCAUCAAAUCGCGGUUGACAAGUAUGAUUGGAACAGAUACGGAAUCCAUUGGAAUCGAUGGAUCCAGCAUACAUUUUAUUGCUGAGCCUUUUGGUAAAAGAGUAAGCAAGAAGGGUGAAAAGGAGAUAUUACUUCAUUGGAUACCAGAAUCAAUUCUGCCAGAUGAGUGGGUGCCAUUCGAUGAAAUUGAGACGUCCUAUCGGAAAUCUCUUCCAAUUCGUUGCCUGCCCAAUGACGUAAAAGCCCAACUGCAUCCCUCAUUUUAUCGCAGGUUGAGUCACAGGAAAAAACGACGAAAAUGAAUAUGGCCGCAUCAUUUUUGUUAUCAUGCAUGGACAUCCAAUAUUAAAUGGCAUUGUCAAAUUAUUUAUUUCCAGAAAAAUUACACAUUGCGGGCAUUAACCGCAUAAAACUAAAAUAAAAGAAAGGCUGUCUCAAGAUAAAUACGCGUCUAUACGCUUACCUUUAGCCAAAGUUUGGAGGUGAAAUUUGUGUGUAACGGUAUAUUUCGUAUUUGACUGUGUGUUUACCCGCGUGGAACAACUCGUUUCAACCAAAAACGUCUCUGGUUACAGAUAGCCUGCCAUUUAUUUUAGUUAAGAGCCAGUCCACGGCCACCAAACGUUGAUUCUUUGAAGGGUUAUCAUUUUGAAGCCAUACAAAAUCCGUUAUAUAGAAAUGCAGAGCAGAGCGAAUAUCUAACCGCGAAUAAGUUACUGUUCUUUAAUUUAUAAACAUACUUGUCUGUCUUCUUAAAAAGCACUUGGAACUUAUAUAGAUCGUUUCCAGCCUGCAUGCGGUGACCGAAUCAGACAGUGUAAUGAGAAGACCAUGCAUCAAUCCCUAUUGCUUUAAAACAUGA